UGUUAUCGUAUAAUAGUCAAUAAUUAAUCACAAAUCUCGAGUCGGACUAGCAAAUAAUAAUAAUUUAGUGGAUAUAGCAAUUAAUUCAGCAGCUAUCAUCAAGAUGAUACCGAAAAAAAAUGCCGGUGAAGGAUGCGCACAUCGUGAAAAUCGCUGUGGAGCGGGAGAAUCAUAUGGCACAACUUAUAAAUCUGGAUCAACGACAUCCACUUGCAAGCAAAAUACAAGAAAUAUGCAAUGGUUGGUCCAUUAGCGAUCAUCAGAAUUAUGCGCUGCAGUUCUGCGAACCCAACAAUAUGAAGUAUGUGACGGAAAAGAAUAGGAAUGAGAUUAAAAAUGGCUCUGUGCUGUGUCUACAGUACUCACCUUCGAAGACGGCCAGCGAUGCAUUAGAUGUCUUGAUCAAUGGUACCCCUGACGACAAGGCGCAACGUCUCAAGGAGUUGACAUCAUUGAGCACCGAUCACACAUUUGCUUUGGAAUUUAUCAAGGAGAAAGGCUUGGAUAUAUUGAUUAAAAUGAUUGUGGAUGUCAGUCAAAAGAAUGAGGAUAUACUCAAUUACAGUCUGGCCAGCUUUGUGGAGCUUAUGGAGCACGGCACCGUAUCCUGGGAGGUGCCUGAAAACUCCUUUGUCGCACGCAACAUUGAAAUCGUGCGCAAUUUCCAAAAAUAUCCAACCAAAUGUGGCGAGAGUGCGCUUUCGAAUCUCGAGAACAUUGUGCAAAGCAGUAGCAAAUAUGUGCUGGUAGCCGAAGACAUUAAACUGCAGGAUCUGCUGCGUCUACUACAGGAGGUCAACUCACCGGUGAUGCGUCAGAAUGCUAUUGCGCUGCUCAAUGCACUCUUCAUGAAGGCGGAUGAACAACGCAAACGUGUCAUUGCCAACACCAUCAGUGCCAAGCAAUAUCGCUUGGCUUUAAUUGGCAACGGACUGAGCACGGAGAUGACACAUCAGCUGUAUGUACUGCAGACACUCACGAUUGGUCUAUUGGAGAAGCGUAUGCGUAUGAAGAUGAAUGCGCAGGAUCAGGAUGCACAUGAGAAAAUCAAAGAAUUGCGGCGCAUUGCUUUCGAUGAUUAUGCGGGCAAUCUCAGCUUGAAUGAUGAGCACAUUCGACGUGGUGGCGGUGGUAGUGGAGGAGGCGGCGGCGGCUCUGGUGGUGGCAAUGUCAACUUCUCACAGUACUACAAGAAACUGGGCUUCAAGUGCGAUAUCAAUCCCGCACAGGACUUCAUAGAAACGCCACCAGGCAUCUUGGCGCUGGACUGCAUGGUUUACUUUGCUCGCAACUACACGCAGCAGUACACGAAGAUUGUUCACGAGAACUCCUGUCGCGCCGACGAACACGAAUGUCCCUUUGGACGCACUUCCAUUGAGCUGGUUAAGUUGCUCUGCGACAUUUUACGCAUAGGCGAACCACCCGCAGAGCAAUCGGGGGACUUUCAGCCCAUGUUCUUUACUCACGAUCAGCCUUUUGAAGAGUUCUUUUGCAUUUGCGUCAUUACGUUGAAUCGCACCUGGAAGGAUAUGCGUGCCACAGCCGAGGACUUCCAAAAGGUGUUUAGCGUAGUGCGCGAACAAAUUCAACGCACUUUGAAACUUCGCCCCGAGAACUUGGAGGAUUUUCGCAGCAAGAUUGCACUGCUCACAUAUCAGCAGAUAACCACGCUGCGGCAACAGGAGCGCACCUCGAAGGAGGAAUGUGAUUCGACGGCUUCGGCCAUUGUGAAGCUCAAAGAGAAAAUCUCGCCACAAAUCGAGGAGCUGAUCAAACAGCAGCGACUAUCGUAUCUAGUGGAAGGUACUCGCUUUUCUAAGUAUCUGCGCGGCACACGCACAAAGGACAAGUUCUGGUAUGCACGCUUAUCACCUAACCACAAGGUGAUACACUAUGGCGACAGCGAUGAGAAGAACAUUCCCACGCUGGAAGAGUUGCCCAAGAAGCUGCCCAUCAUUGAUAUCAAGCAGCUGUUGGAGGGCAAGGAGUGUCCGCACAUGAAGGAGACCCGUUCUCGCAAACCAGCCGUCAGCUUGGCCUUCUCUAUCACAUUCGAGAGCAUGGAUCACUCGACCCUCGAUUUUAUGGCACCGGAUGAGAGCGUGUUCAAUUAUUGGACAGAUGGCAUCAAUGCGUUGCUUGGCCAGGAGAUGUGCAGCAAGCAGAAGAAGGAGGACUUUGACACGCUGCUCUCUAUGGAGAUCAAGUUGCGGUUGCUGGACACCGAGGGCGUGGACAUUAGCAAGGAUCCGCCGCCAAUUCCCGAGGAUCCGGAGAACUAUGACUUUUGUUUCGAGAGCUAAACAAACUAAAGUAUUGCAAUAAUCAUUCGUUUGCAAAUCAAAUCAGAAUUUCGAUUAAUUCCACACACGCCCAAGAUACAUACCAAAGUGUACCCAUUAUAGAAAGAGAGAUUAUCUUUCAGUCCGAUCUGAGUUUUAGUAUUAACUGUGCAAUUUCUAAACGAAUGAACAAAUGGAGCGACGAACACUUGCGUUCCCUCUACAUAUUAGCCAUUUAGUCAUCAUUUACAUACACAUACACACACAUUUUGAUUAAUUAUUAUAUUAAGUAUAUAGUAUAUAUAUAAUAUAGAGAUUCAUUAAAUACAA
Messenger RNA from Drosophila nasuta, 2612 nucleotides. It is a transcript of the gene Ced-12, whose product is annotated as engulfment and cell motility Ced-12. The coding region runs from base 120 to 2303 and encodes 727 amino acids. The record is from RefSeq and is a predicted model, not a curated record. NCBI's taxonomy places the organism in Eukaryota, Metazoa, Arthropoda, Insecta, Diptera, Drosophilidae. Gene Ontology annotation, cellular component: plasma membrane. The transcript is spliced from 4 exons. Gene Ontology annotation, biological process: actin filament organization; cell motility.